AUGUAUCAAAUACUUUCGUGUGGCUCGAAUGGAAACUAUCAAUUGGGACUAGACAAUGAUGAAGACCAAUCUAUACUACAACCAGCCACUUUUAUGCUCCUUGAUCCAAACACUAAUGAGUUGAAAUCAAACACUAAGCUCGAAAGCAAACCCAUAAAGAUAACAUGUGGUGGAAACCACACACUUGUUCUAUUUGAGUCUGGUGAAGUAUAUGGCUGUGGAGCCAAUGACAACGGCCAAAUUGGUUGUAAAGAAAAAGAAAAAGAAGAAGAAGAAGAACUAGAAGCUGAACAGCAUCAUUGCUUCAAAAUAAUCCACCCACCCACACCAAAAGGUGUAUGGACCGAUAUUGCAUGCAGUUGGGAAUGCUCCUACUUGGUCUGCGACAAAAAAAAAGUGUAUAGCCUUGGUCGUGGUAACAAAGGUGAAUUGGGACUAGGGCUGGGUGUGCUAAGUAAUAGUGAUAUCAAUCUUGGCUUGUUGCGUGAAUUUGAGUACCCUGUCACCAAGAUAAAGUCAUCCUUGAACCACGUAUUGCUCCAAACAAGCGAUGGUAAACUUUAUGGCUGGGGAAGCUGCAGAAAAGGACAAUUGGGUGAUGUCUUGGAUCCAUCACUAAUCAAACGAGGAGCAAUUUGGCAACCGGUUGCACUACAUUUUACAUCAGAGGAUAAUAAUCUCGACAUGAGUUCUUCAACCAUCGAUGACUUUGUUCUAGGACGAGACUAUACAGUGUUUCUCAAAAGGGAAAAGCAUGGGAAACUCGAAAUAUACGGAAGAGCCAAUAUUGACAAAGACAAAUUAGAUAUGUGCAUUUCGUGCGAUAAAGAUUAUAAGAUUGAGAAAAUCGAAUCGAUGUGGUCUUCCAUACAUGUCAAAAUCAAUAAUGAGAUCAAGUCGUAUGGAGUCAAUACGCACGGUCAACUCUACAACUACAAGUUCCCUCAAUCAAUUGAGCAUUUAAAGGAUUGUUACCUGUUUGUAGUUGGUAGUGAGCAUGGUCUAUUACUAGCAGACAACAAGGUCUUUGCCUGGGGAUGGGGAGAACAUGGUAAUUGUGGAAGCCCCAAUUACGCAGCUAAAGCUUGUAGUACCCAUUCACCCGAAACGUUGCCAGAUGAUAUUACUUUUGACUACCUAAAUCCGUUGUACACUGGCCAAGACAAGGUCCAUCUCAUUGCUGGAGGAUGUGCAACAAGCUGGGUGGUUAUAGAGUCAGAAUCAGAAUUAGACUAA
This is a messenger RNA of Lodderomyces elongisporus, 1236 nucleotides long. It is a transcript of the gene ATS1, whose product is annotated as Ats1p. The transcript has a single exon. Bases 1 to 1236 code for a protein of 411 amino acids. Gene Ontology annotation, cellular component: cytoplasm. The record is from RefSeq and is a predicted model, not a curated record. NCBI's taxonomy places the organism in Eukaryota, Fungi, Ascomycota, Pichiomycetes, Serinales, Debaryomycetaceae.